AUGUCGGUUCAAGAUCUCGCUAUUCUGAGAAAACAACGCGGGCUUAUCAAGGCUUCUUGCACGCGUAUCAAAACUUACGUGGACUCAAUAAAUCAGCCUUCCGCAUUAGUGAUACCUCAACUCGAAGAGCGUAAAGAUAAACUAGAAAACUAUUGGACUGAGUACAACGUGGUUCAAACCAAACUAGAGCUCACUGACGAUGCCGAGGUCAAUGAUCGCAUUACAUUCGAGGAGGCAUUCUAUUCAUUGGCCGCUAGAAUCAGAGAACUAACAAUUUCCACGCCGUCGAUACGCGGGUCAAGUGCGGUUUUAACAUCGACUUCUAAUUCGUCGGGGGCUACCGAAUCGUUAUCUCACGUGCGGCUUCCAAAAUUAAGUCUUCCGAGUUUCUCGGGCAAGUAUGAUGAAUGGUUUCCCUUCCCAGAUAUGUUCAAUGCCGUUAUACACCUGAAUUCCGCGCUCAGUAACGCACAAAAAUUGCAAUACCUCAAAUCGUCGGUUAUCGGUAAAGCAAGUAACAUUAUCUGUUCGUUAGAAUUAUCUGAUGCUAAUUACGAAGUCGCAUGGUCGCGCCUCAGGGAGCGCUACGAUAAUCAACGCGUUGUCAUACAAAAUCACAUUAGAGCGAUAAUGGAAUUGCCGUCGCUAACUAAAGAAAACUAUCUCGAGUUAAGGCAGAUCUCGGAUGGAGCUGCCAAGCAUUUGCACGCGCUUCAAGUCUUGAAACGACCAUGUGACAAAUGGGACGAUAUAUUAAUUGCCAUAUUGACUUCAAAACUCGAUUCGUGUACAGCUCGCGAGUGGCAGUCCUUGGCAGGAUCCGAUCUUCCCACUCUCAAACAGUUCUUCGAUUUUCUUAAUCAUCAUUGUCAAGCUUUGGAAGCAAGUACCAAGUCAAGUAACAAUGCUGCAAAAGGGGCCGCCAAAAAUUCCCAAUCUGAUUCGAAACGUCAAUUAGCUUGUCCCGCGACAAUUAAAACAAAAUGCAACUAUUGCAAGGAAGAACACUCAAUUUAUUACUGCAAGGAUUUUCUAGCCCUUUCCGUUCCGCAAAGAAACGUCGAAGUACGCAAUCGAAAACUUUGCACCAAUUUGAGAUCUACAUCUCACAAUGCAGGCAAAUGCCCUUCAGGCAAAUGCAAGGUGUGUCAAGUUAGGCAUAACACCCUCUUGCAUUCAACGUCGGCCCACUUGGCAGCCACAGGACAGAGUAGUAACGGGUCCGAAAAUUCUAAGACUGCCAACCCCACCCAAGUUACGUCCACUCACGCCUCACAUGCUUCCGACGGUAACGACGUCUUUCUAUCAACGGCCGUCGUUUUCGCGUUCGAUUCCCGGGGCACCCCCCGACCAUGUCGCGUGCUACUAGAUUGCGGUUCGCAGGCCAAUUUCAUUUCUAAACAGUUUUUAGAGACUCUCGGCCUGAAGCCUCGGCCAUUAAAUGUUACCAUCACCGGCGUGAACGGUUCCGCGACGACAUCCACUCAAGUUGCUAGGAUACGAUUACAGUCUCGCAUAAGCUCAUACACUGCCAUAAUUGAAUGCAUCAUUUCAGACAAAAUGACCGAGAACCUUCCGGUGGUUUCAUUCAAGCGUACUGCCUUGAAGCUUCCUCGCAAUAUACCACUGGCUGACCCGAACUUUAACGUCUCCUCUGAAAUUGACAUGCUGAUAGGGGCCGAGUUGGUCUGGGAGUUGCUAUGUGUCGGACAAAUAAGCGGUUCAACCAGUCAUCCAUUGCUACAAAAGACCAGAUUAGGUUGGAUUCUGGCAGGCCGCUUCGGCAGGGCGAGCUUACUCCCGAAGGUGCAAUCUAAUCACGCGGUAGUGACGAACCGUCAGUUGCACGAGCAAGUUAAUCGUCUUUGGCAACUAGACGACAAUUUCGCGGCAUCAAGUGCUUACGUUGUGUUAUCGCCGCCCGUCUGUACGCGGAACGAUUUCCCGCGCGCGAAAGACAUCCCGACGCAAACGUUAUUUCGAGAUGUGUUCAACGGUUUCAGGAAACGGGAUCAGUGUUGCGGACAAGGCAAUACGAUAGAAGACUACUUAUUCGCGUGGAAGAUGAAGAGAGAAUCCUGGAAGCGUUUGAAGAAAACCCCAGGAACAGCAUACGUCGUGUUGCUCAUGCCCUCGGUCUCUCCCAACAUGCGGUGCACAGUACCCUACGCCGCAACGGACUGUAUCCGUAUCAUUUUCAACGGGUGCAGCAACUUCUUGCGAGAGACGAAGAGCCGCGCAUCUGCUUAG
Molecule: messenger RNA, 2250 nt
Organism: Trachymyrmex cornetzi
Lineage: Eukaryota; Metazoa; Arthropoda; Insecta; Hymenoptera; Formicidae
Source: RefSeq, a predicted model, not a curated record